Molecule: messenger RNA, 4596 nt
Organism: Macrobrachium nipponense
Lineage: Eukaryota; Metazoa; Arthropoda; Malacostraca; Decapoda; Palaemonidae
Product: CD209 antigen-like protein E
Exons: 6
Coding region: 2004-2366 (120 amino acids)
Source: RefSeq, a predicted model, not a curated record
AAAAUAUGUAUACAGUAUUUAGUGAAUGAAUUGUGUUGCUCUACAAAAAAAAGCAAAUUAGCAAUAAUUUUAGAGAUAUGGUCAAUAGAAAAAUUCCACAACUUAGUGAAAGUUCCCCAUGGAAACGUGAAUAAUGUGUUCCACAAAAAUCCGCAACAAAGUGGAGACCGCGGAAAUGUGAAACGCAUAAAACGGGGGAGGUCAUUAUGUUACUAGAAGUUCUUGGUACUAGGUAUAAACCCUGACUGGUCUGAUCUUCAGUUAAUUUAAGAGUGCGAGUACAAGUAAACAUGGAUGGUUAAGAUGAAAUAGUAGCAUCUGACAGGAAAAAGAGGAAGCCACAAACUCAUUUGUGUGGUGAGUACUCCUCUUAUAAAUCUUGUUUAUUGUGAGAUAGGCUCUAAUCUUGGCUGCUGAGACACACUAGGCUACAUUCCUUACAAGCUAAACGUUUUGCAUAUUUCUUUUAAAUGAAUCAGGUUUGUAUGUUCGUUGGCUGAUAUUCAUACAGAAGCUGUCUUCUGUUAAAUUUUAUAAGUUAUAUUUGCAACAUUGUAGAUUAACCUGCUUUUUUUUUACAUCUGUUCAACAGAACACGAGCAUUUUUCCCACAGACGAACAGAAUGCACGGUUCUUUAUGCCAUUCUAUUUUGUUUUCCAGAGAUUUUCCUUUUGGACCAAUAGAGAAACUGACAUUAUUUGGAAUACACUUUCUUCCCUAUGGUCAGAAGUGUUUUUUUAUGAGUCUUUUUCAUUGCAUUGUUGUUUUUAAAUGUUACAUUAACUCAAGUUCUUAAAGAGAUGGGCAGUUCUUUAUAAUUACGUAUUAUUAUUAUUCAGAAGAUGAAACCUAUUCAUAGAGGAAGAAGCCCACAGGGGCCGUUGACUUAUAAUUCAAGCUUCCAAAGGAUAUGGUGUUCAUCAGGAAGAAGUAAGAGGAUGUAUUGGGAAAUAAUACAGAAAGAAGAGAUAAAAGAAGUGAUACAAUUCUUCAUGCUAAAAUCCCAUAGUGCAUGUUUUAUUACAGCUAAAUCAUGAUCUCAUGAACAUCACAUGUCAAUGGACCUGAUUGCAAAACGCCCUGUCAUUUUCUUUGAAUUGGGAAAAUCUAUUCAUUUAGUUGCUGAAGAGAACCAACACCUUUUCACCAUGAUCUUCAGGAGACUAAUUUAGACAUUUUACUAUUUAGACCUUAUUAAUUCCAUUUUUAAUUUUCUUAAAAGAAAACUAUUGUACCUGUUUUGCCUGUCUGUCCGCACUUUUUUCUGUCUGCCCUAAGAUCUUAAAUACUACUGAGGCUACAGGGCUGUAAUUGGUAUGUUGAUCCUCUACCCUCCAAUCAUCUAACAAACCAAAAUGCAGCCCUCUAGCCUCAGUAGUUUUUAUUUUGUAGUAGUUUUUAUUUUAUUUAAGGUUAAACGUAGCCAUAAUCGUGCUUCUGGCAAUGCAACAACACUGGCUGCCUGAGCUAGCUGAGUUUCAUGGGCCCCGGCUCAUACUACAGUAUACCCAGACCACCUAAAGAUAGAUUUAUUUUUGGUGGCCUUCAUUUUGUGCAGUGUAGAAAACUAUUGCGCCAAAGAAACUUCAUUGCCUUUUUUUACCUGUUUAUUUUGAUAUCCAAUAAAAUAUUGCUUAAUUACCUUGUGUACUAUAUAAAAUAUUACUUUAAUAACCUUGUGUACUAUGUAGACAUAUACUGUAAGUAUGUAUAGGGCUCCAAAGGUGGCAGAAAGUCUGAUUUUUAUUGUAAUACUCCGAUAUUUAUAUCCUUUUUCAUCCUUCAGCUGAGCUUACAUGUGAAUUUAGUCGUGAUGAAGUUCUCGUUGAAAAUCUUGUGGAGAGAUCUGAUGCCAAUACCUGGAUCUUUAAUGCCACUAUGACUACAUCUACUGCUACUUCUGCAACCGUAACAACUACUCCAUUUGACUUCUUUAACAACUACUGAUACAACUACACCCACCACAACCCCCACUACUAAUGAUACUUCAACUUCAACCACCAUGACCCCAGCUACAACUGAAGUAAAAACUUGCCCAUCGGGCUUCCAGACAUUUAAUGGUUCCAGUUAUUGCUUUUGCUGGAAUAAGCAGUCAUGGAGAACUGCACAAAGUGAUUGCAAAGGACUUGGCAGUGAGUUGGUCAAGAUAACAAGCAAUGCAGAGAAUGAUUUCAUUGGAAAUAAAAUAGUAGAUCAGCAUCACUGCUGGAUUGGACUGAAUGACAUAGACACGGAAAACAGCUUUAAAUGGUCUGUGGAUAACAGCAGUAUUCAAGACAAUGGCAAUUAUUCAAGCUGGGCAGGCAGCCAACCAGACAAUGACAGUGGACAAGACUGUUAUGUCUGCAAAAUCCCAGCCUCAUAGUUUGGCCUUAAGAUAGUAGAGCAGCUGUGCCUCUUCAGGGACAGUUCCCAGCAACUAGCACAUAAUUAUUGCAGUCUGCACUGAACACAACAGGAUGUCAUGAACUGACCCUCCUACAGGUGUAACUUAACAAUGGAGGAUAAUAAGAGGAGGACAUUUAUACAAAAAUAGUAUUCUGUUUACAUUCUGGUCAUUGUUGAUAAUUAUCUUGAGUGGAAAGUUCCUGUUUUCCUGAGAUACUGUGAGUUGCACACAAGUUGCUGCUGUUUUGCUCUCUAGUUCCACAAUCAAAUUGCAGAUCGAUUUGGUCAGCUGAGUUGAGUAAGUAGCCAAGGUUUUAUCAACUCAGAGGGGAUUAGGGAGCACCAUUUACCUCUUUUUAGUGGUUAAAGUUUGUGAUGAUAUAGUUAAAUCACAGAAAUUAAAGGAUUGAUUUUAAAAGCUAAUUAUGACCAUUUUAACUUGAAGAAGACACUUAGCUUCACAGAGCUUAAUAGUAUAUGUUGCUCUUGUAUGCACUUAAAAAAAGGAUUGCACUUUUAAAUGAAUUUCCACAAAUGACAAAAUCCUGAGGCCAACAGAAAAUCACGGAAGACGAAUUGUCACCCAAAGAUUCGUUUAUCAUGAGGUAUGACCGCCUGAUUUUGUAGAAAAUGCAAAUAGUAUCUAGCAAAGUUUCUGCUGAGAACACCACACCAGUCUGAAGAAUUUCCUGACAAUAGAUAAGUGUUUUAGAUGUGACUGUGUGUGAAUUUAUACACUUUUGAGAAUGAAGAAGAUGGAUGUGAACAGCUUGAGCCCCCCUUUUUUUUAUUAUUAUUAUCUCACUGUGUUUUGUUAGAAAUAGGGAAAAUGAUUAUAGCCUAACCUCUUUGGACUGCGAUAUUCACAGAAGCAAUGAGAUUGCAUUUAUGUGGGCUUCAACACUUAAGUUAAGAAAUCGGUGUUCACAUAAUAUUUUGUGGGCAUUACUGGCAAUAUAAUCCUGAAUAUAUCCAUGAAGAAAUAAAUAUUAUUAGGAAAAUAUAUAAGGGAUUAACACUUUCUAAUAUUGUAUUAGACAAUGCAAUGAGAUUGGCAGAAUAAAGGACUUCUUACAGUGAUAAAACAGAAACAUCUCGCACGAACAAUAUUCUUGUAUCAGAAUUACAUGAAAGACAUUUUUUAUGAAAUUGCUGCCCACGGGAGGGCAUUAAUUUCAUUAAAAAAAAACUAAUAAAGAACUAUGAUGACAGUCCCAAGAAUGUGCACAAUCAAAUCCAAUGUAAUUCUUAUGAUAAAUUCCGUGUGGAUCAAAAUGGUACAAAAUGGUACAUCACUGGAAAAGAGAAUUAAGCAGCAUCAAAGACUUAAAGAUAUAUACAGAGUAUGUGCAAUUUUUUGCUCAUGUUAAGAGAUAAUAAUCAUGAUAUCAACUGGAGACAUAAUAAAAACAUUCCUGUACUAAUUAAAUGUUAAGACUUAAAUUAAGUUAGUUUAUAAAAGAGAGUUUAAUAAGAAUGUUUAAAUAUCAGCUUAAAGAUGUAUAAGUUUUGAUCCACAUUUCCACAGAAAUAUGUGAAAGGUAAAGAUUUUAAUGAUUGUAGUUAAGUCUGGUCCAAAUAACAAGAAAUUAUAUGAUUGUUAUUUUCCUACAAUAAAUAAUAUCUGCAUUUGGUCUCUAGCGAAGAGGAUUUAUGAAUAGCACACCCCUCUCUCAGUCUAAGAAGCUCCGCCUACUCUUCGCAGUUGUCAGCUACCUUUUUUUUUUUUUUUUUUUUUUUUUACACCAGUCCUUUGGAAGCUGCCUUGAUACAUGAAGCCGAGCAAGACCUUAUCCUAUGUUUCUUUUAUCCUUGUGGUAAUUUGUUUUCAAACUUCACUUGUUCCUGUCAAAAUAAAUAGUGCCCCAGUUUUGCCUUUUAUCAUUUUCCACAGAUGCGAGAGCUGGAGUUUAUUGGUCAAAAUACAAUAUUGUUGCUCUGUCAAUUUAUUUGUCUCUUUUACGAAUCUUUUACCUGCCAGUCUUUUUAGCAGAGAGAAAUGCAACAAGGUGGAGGAAGUCGAAGGGCGAGGUAUAGCCAUGUGUGCCAUGAGAAGAGAUGAAAAUUCAUGAAUGACUACUAAGGAGGGAUAGUAGAAAGAAAGUAUAAAAGUAAGGAAGUGAGGGGGACAGUAAAAAGUAAGAAAAUGUUAACGUUAAGAGUAGUAAGGAUCAGGAGGAAGGAAAAUUCAAACAGGAGAAGAUGGA